Messenger RNA from Motacilla alba alba, 5819 nucleotides. RefSeq names its product DNA cross-link repair 1C (gene DCLRE1C). The transcript is spliced from 14 exons. The record is from RefSeq and is a predicted model, not a curated record. Gene Ontology annotation, molecular function: 5'-3' DNA exonuclease activity; damaged DNA binding. Bases 590 to 2350 code for a protein of 586 amino acids. Gene Ontology annotation, biological process: protection from non-homologous end joining at telomere; double-strand break repair via nonhomologous end joining; interstrand cross-link repair. Lineage: Eukaryota; Metazoa; Chordata; Aves; Passeriformes; Motacillidae.
UGAUGGGGCUGCGGGCGACCGCCCUGAAGAGGCGGCUGGAGGGCAGGCUGAAGAACCCUGGCUAUCUCAGCCGUGCCUUCAUAGCAGAGGUGCUCCAGCCCUCUGAGCAUCCUGCUGGUCUCUGGAAUUGCUCCCGCAGGUCCCUGUCCUUCCUGUGCUGGGCCCCCCGGAGCUGGCUGCAGCGCUGCAGGUGGGGCUCACAGGAGUGGAGCAGAACCCCCUGCCUUGUCCUGCUGCCUGCACUGCUGGGGAUGCAGCCCACAUUAAGAUUGGCUUUCUGGGCUGCAUGUGCACGCUGCUGGCUCAUGUCCAUCCACCAGCACCCCAAAGUCUUCUGCAGGGCUGCUAUUACCCCAGCCUGUUUCGAUACUAGGGGUCACCCAGACUCAGCUUGAAAGUUAAACUAUACUGCUCACCAGUAACUAAGGAAUUGUUGUUGACUAACUGGAAAUACAAGUUUUGGGAGAAUCAUAUUGUUGCACUGGAAGUUGAAACACCGACUCAGAUUUCUUUAGAAGAUGAAACAUCUGGUGAGAAAGAAGAUGUAGUGGUGACACUUCUGCCAGCCGGUCACUGUCCAGGUUCAGUCAUGUUUCUGUUUGAAGGUGAGAAUGGCACUGUGUUGUACACAGGGGAUUUCAGGCUUGCAAAAGGAGAAGCAGCCAGAAUGGAGCUUUUGCAUUCAGGGACCAGGGUAAAAGACAUCCAGAGUGUGUAUUUGGACACUACUUUUUGUGAUCCCAAAUUUUAUCACAUACCAAGCCGGGAGGAAUGUUUAAAUGGGAUCUUGGAGUUGGUGCGAAGCUGGACCUCACUGUCUCGUAAUCAUGUUGUAUGGCUGAACUGCAAAGCUGCUUAUGGAUAUGAGUAUUUAUUCAUAAACCUCAGCGAGGAACUCGGAAUCAAGGUGCACAUGAACAAACUUGAUAUGUUCAGGAACAUGCCAGAAAUCCUGUGCCAUGUUACCACAGACCAGCGCACGCAGAUCCACGCCUGUCGGCAUCCUCGGGAUGAAGACUGCUUCCGAGGGAACAGACUGCCCUGUGGGAUGACUUGCCUCAAUGGAACCCCCCUGCACAUAAUCAGCAUCAAACCUUCCACAAUGUGGUUUGGGGAAAGGAAAAAGAAAACCAGUGUAAUAGUGAGGACUGGGGAGAGAACGUACAGAGCUUGUUUCUCUUUCCACUCUUCGUACAGUGAGAUCAAGGAUUUCCUGAGCUAUAUCUGUCCUGUGAGCGUGUAUCCCAAUGUACUGCCAAUGGGUGGGACUGAGGACAAAGUUAUGGAAAUAUUAAAGCCCCUAUGCAGGUCAUACAGGAGAAUCAUGGAACCCAGGUACAAGCCCUUAGGAACACUGAAGAGAGCCCACAAGAGAGAAUUAUCUGAUACAGAUGAAGAUGAUCUCUUUGAUUCAGAAUUAAUUUCUACAAGACCUAAGAUUCCAAAACAGCAGAGAGGAGAGAGCAGGCCCUCCAGCACAGGACAGGCUGAAAAUUCUGAAGGAAACAUUAACGAGAGCACAGAAAGUUACAAAGGGACCACAACUUACACCUCCCUCAAGGUAGACUUCGUGGACUGUGAGGAAUCAAACGAUGAUGAUGAUGAUGAUGAAGAAGAACCUGAAGAAAAUACAGUUCAAUUUCUUUCCCAUGAGCCAGAUGCCACUUCCACAGCCAAUUUCAAUGGAGUAACUAGUGACCAGCAGGACUCUAGUGCCAAUGUCCCUUGCUGGGAUGAAUUUUUUACAGGUAAUAAACUAGAGGAAAGCUCUGAAAAUGAGGACAACCUCCCAUCCUCAGCAGAUGCUGGCGGGUCCCAGUCACUGUUCAGCGAUUCAGAGGGAGUCAGUGACUCAACACACAUCUCCUCCCAAAAUUCUUCUCAGUCAACACACAUAUCAGAGCAAGGGAGCCAGGGCUGGGAUAGCCAAAUGGACACAGUGCUCAUCACCUCCCAGGAGAGAAGUGCCCUGGACCUCGGCAGAGGUGGGAGCAGAGCAGGGGUUCCUGUGCUGCAGGAGAGCCCCAGGGACACUCAGCUGGACAGCAGCAGGGGGAAGGCACCAGGUCAGGACAGACCUUGUGCCCACGAUGGUGCCUCUGGCUUGAAAAGCAAAGGCUGUGAGAAAGCUGCAGAAGAUGGCACUGCCCACGUUCAGGAUGUGCUGGCAGAAAUAAGCGACAGCUCCAGGACUCCUGAUCUGGAGCUGAGGAGGGACUCCCAGAGCUCCUCUGACUUUGAAAUUCCCUUGACUCCUGGUGCUGAAGCACCUCAGCCAGAUAAACUGCACCAUUUAUACAAGAAGCUUGCAGCAGGUGAAAACAUAAUCAAUGAGAAAAAAGUCUCCUGAGAGCAGGUAUAACUGAUUACCUUGUGGUAAUACCAACAUAUCUAUUAAUACCUGAAUUAUUUUUCUCUUUCCUGCUGUUACUGUCUGCAGCUAUGCUGAGUCAUGCUUUAUUCACAAGUAUUUUACUGUCAGUACCAGGAAUUUGCAGCCUGUGUACCUUUAUUGUUCCUUCCAUGAAAUACUGAAAAGGAAAUAUUCAGAAAAUAUUCCCAGGAGGGACAGUAAAAGCCUACCUCCCAAGGUUCAAUUCUCCAGGACUGUAAGUAGACAAAAAAUAGACCAGACAAAACUAAGGGUAGGACACUAAAUGAAAUUUAGUGUUUAUCAUGAGCUCUAAGAGUUUGCCUUUGUAAUGUGAUCUCAGGUUUUAAUAAAAUAGCACACUGUUAACUGUGGGGAGGAAGACCUAAGUAUGACCAUGCAAACAAGGCAGUUGUAAUUUGGCUUUAACCCUAUUACCAUUGUUUAUCAUUAUUAUAACAAUUUAAUCAGUACUCACUGCAGUUAUUUUUAAAAAUAACUGCAGAACAGAUUAGAGAAUUACUGAGGUUGGGAGGGGGUUUUAAUUUGUUUGAAAUCAAACUGUUAAUUUCAAAAAGUCUCUCUUUACACUGAGCUUUAACUCCUGAGUUAGGUACUGCAGACUGCUGUCUAUGCUUCACAUCCAGCUCGUUGCAAACCACUUGUCAUCACUUCCUCUGUGUUCUGGUUUGUUCUGAAUUGUUCUUCAGAAAAACUUAAAGUCCUGUGGUUCCCAAGUUACCAGCCCUGUCCUGCUCUGGCCAGUAACUCAGCCACAGAUGUUAACCUGCUAUCUCAGACAGGCUCUUGUACUACAAAACUUCACCUCCUCUGCAACACGCUGUAGACUUCACUGUUUUAAAUCAAGACAAUAUAUUCUCCGUGCACACGUGCCAUCAUAACUGCCAAAAUUCUUAGCUUCUGACAUAGAAACAUAAUUCAAGUUUUUCCUAAACUGAAGUGCCUACAAAAUAUCUAAACCACAGAAGUCAUCUAAAAAUCCCUGAGGUUUUCCAUCCAUGGUCUUAAGUCCCAAAGAAUUAAACAUAAUUUAGCACAACAUCCCUCUCCUCCGAGUGUGCCUUCCGUUGUUGUGCCAUGUUUAGUAACAUGUGAAUGUGAAACCAACCAGCAUUCUGCCACAGGGAACAGAGGCAGGAGGGACAAAGCAUUGCUAUAAUCUGUGUAUGAUUCUAAGGAUAUUAAAGAUCUGUGUAUUUCUCCACUGUUACCUUUCCUGCUGUUUGUGGGAUUUGUUAACCUAAAUUCCAAAUGUGAUCUACCAACUUUGGGCGUUUUUUGGUAAGCCUGAGUGCGUGCAACUACCUCUGUGAAUAAAGUCAGACAAAACAGACCCUCUUCUUUUGGCUCAUUUCAUAUCUGAAAACUGUGCAUGUAAGGUCAAGGCUGCCCUUACCAGGAUGCUCAAAUAUACAGGAAUCCAGUCUGUUCAAGCAAGUGUAAAUUUAUACCAGUUCUCACCAGCCCUAAACUGAAAACACAUCACUUCCUCAUGGUCCCUCUGCUGGAGUCCUUACACUCCUAGAAAAUUUGGGUACAAGCCAGGAAUUAAGAGGUUGCAGUCUUAAAGCAAAUGCUAUAACUAACUUUGACAGGCUAAUUUUUUUAAAAAAUGACAACAGCAAGAGAAAAACUAAAUUUAAUUUAUUUUAUCAAAAACUAUAGGAAGACAGCAAUACUAGAGAUGACACGGUAUGAAAAGAAAAUGUUCCUGAGCUUACAAACUGCAUAUUCUAAUACAGUUCCUAAAACAUACAUUAAAAAUAAUCAAAAGAUUGACUUAACUUGGAGAUUAAAUAAAUAUACAAUAGCUUUUCUUACAGGUGAUCUUGCAGCUUUAGUUUUGCUACAAAAAACAGAACCAACAAAAAAAGAACAGCUGGAGGGCAGGCCACAGGUUACCAGCCCCCAAGAAGUGCAUACACAGGACUGAAUUGGUGACCAUGACGAUGCCAAUGGACCACACAGCAAAACAAAGGCAGAAGCUGGGCUGGUUUAGCUUCCCUAAGAAAUUGAAAACAGCUAUUUCUCCAUUUCCAGUUUGGCAAUUUUCUGCCAAACUCAUAAAAACAGUAAAGGGAGUUUUAAAAGUGACAGUGUUCCAUUAAGCUAAUUCAUUGACUGCAAUCCAAAUACACUGUGAAUAUGUAAAUAUAAAAUACUGUUCAAGGCUCCUAUGUUGGAAACUGGAUUCAUGUGUUUCCUUCAAAUAAAUACAAAAUACUGCUACCUCCCAGAACAUAAAUUAACAGUUCUUUAUUCAUGGCAGAAGAUAACACACGUAUCCUUAACAAACAGCAGCGUUAUUCCAGUGCUGGUGACAACAUUCUCUGCCUCUGGGAAAGGCAGACACCGCACUCCAGUACAACUGCCACAACUGUCACCUUCUAAAAUGCAUCUGCUUGCAAUAUUUAAAUCAAACUGGGCCUGGGGAGAGACAGAGCCCGGGGCCUGCCUGGAGUAAGGAAUCCAUCUCUGCCGCAGCUGCUCCCUCCUGCAGGGACAGCGCAGGCUGCGGCGGAUGAAGGAGCUGGAGACUGCAGGUUCCAUCCACACGGAAUGCACUGCUCAUUUCAGCUACACGCAAGGGAAAGCACUAAUGACUCCAAAUGAUGCAAGAUCAUCUAGAGUUUGCUGACAUUAAAGCUCCACAUUCCACUUAAAACUUUAAAUUAAAAAAAAUUCAUUAGAGAUAUGGCAUGAUAAAAACUGAUGAGAUUCAGCAUUUAUCAACUGUGGAUACAGGUUAGCCUGAUCACAUCAAAUACUUUUAAAUCUAAGCAAACUUCUUCCUAUUUAUUAAGCAAUAUAAAGUCUCUAUUUCAACAUCUGUAUUGUAGAUUAAAAACUCACACAGCAUUUUCAGCAGCCCAUGCUCUUCACCAAAAGUGUAAAACUGAUUUUGGCUAGUAGCAUAUAAAAUGUCAUUUGCUACCAAAGAGCCAGAUCUUCAGUACAAAUGCAACUGUGCUUCUUAAGAAACAACCUUGAAAUGCUCUUUUUGAAGUGCUAAUAAUUAACAUGGAAUUUAAGGCAUUUUCUAACAAAUUAAGUAAACAGUGACAUGCUAGGUACUUGACUUCAUUCACCUGAGCCAACAGCUGUGCACCUUAUAAAGGUAACUAGCUGACCUAUGAUACAUAGCCAGCAUCCAGCUAUGGAGCAUCCAUUUCUGGAGCAACAUUAUUCUGCCUGACCCUGUCAACAUUCACAUGACUGGUAAAGCAAUAGGCAAGUUUUACAAGCUCUGAAUCCAUGAGAAAAAAGCACGUGGAUCAUCCCUAUAGCAUGGAUCUUGGCUGUAACUCCACUCAUUACCCACCUCAACUGCUCUUCAGUGGUUCUGAAGCCAAGCAAAACUUAGCAAAUGUUACGAAUACAUUGAGAUAACUUUAAGAUGAUCAGGAAAAAAAAAAAAAAAAAAAAA